Molecule: messenger RNA, 924 nt
Organism: Melampsora larici-populina 98AG31
Lineage: Eukaryota; Fungi; Basidiomycota; Pucciniomycetes; Pucciniales; Melampsoraceae
Exons: 6
Coding region: 1-924 (307 amino acids)
Source: RefSeq, a predicted model, not a curated record
AUGGCAAGCUCAAAUAGUGCGAUGCAGCCUGAUCCACUACAUGUCUUGAACGAUCUCAAGGUUAUGAUUCAGGCGAUUCAAAACGCCCAUGAGGCGAGUACAGCGGGGCUCAGACAAAGUAUCAAUGACUUGGAGGAUCUUCGUACCUUGUUGAGCUCGCACGAGCAGAAGUUUUCCGAGAUAUUGAAAAAUCCCAUCGCGUUGCGGGAGCAGACUAACAAUACUGGAAUGAUUGACUUAAAACCGGAAAACCGACUUGACUCACUCACAAAUCUUGAAAGCCAGUUGGUCAGCGUGAAAGAAAGUGUUUCUAAGCUGUGUAAUGACGUUGAAGUGGCAACCUCGCAGAUUAACGAGCAGGACUUGACCCUAAACAUGUUAGAUGCCAGGUUUGACGCGAUGGAUUACAAGGUGGAUGCGCGCAAAUCAGCCGAGUUAGCCAUGCAAGGCGAGUUGCAACGCAUGGAUCGCUACAACCGGCAGCUGAACGAUGACCAUGUACGACUAAACAAAGAGCUCGGAUUGUUUCAGUCCAACGUCGAGAAUGCACGCCUCCACUGCUCUGAAGAACACAAAAAGUCUACGCAAGGCGAAUUGGAACGCUUGGAUUCCUACAACCGGCAGUUGAGAGAUGAACAGGUGCGACUAAGCAACGAGCUCCAUUCGAUGCAGUCUAAGGUCGAGAAUGCACACCUCCACUGCUUGGAAGAGCUCAAAAAGUCGGAGUAUGUUUUGCAAGCGCAAAUCGAGUCCAAUAGAAACGUUGGUUUUUUCAACUCUAUCCACGCUGCUAUGCAAUCGGUCCUUAUUUAUAUAGUGAUAGCCAACUUAUCCAUCGGUAUCCAUUUUGUUGAGAUCAGGCAACAAUUCUUACCGAGAGAACAUGUCUCAAACAAAUCGAUGUCAGUAAUUAACUCCUCCUGA